This is a messenger RNA of Entamoeba histolytica HM-1:IMSS, 378 nucleotides long. RefSeq lists its product as uncharacterized. The record is from RefSeq and is a predicted model, not a curated record. The transcript has 2 exons. Bases 1 to 378 code for a protein of 125 amino acids. NCBI's taxonomy places the organism in Eukaryota, Evosea, Mastigamoebida, Endamoebidae.
AUGGAGGGAAGCAUCACUUCUAGUAGUAGUACUACUUCAAUUGGAUUACCAGUGGUUGUUGAAUCUAUUAUUUCAACGACAUGCCUUUUUUCAUCAAUAUUUAUUUACUUUUUUGAACAAGCAAAUGUUUAUUGUAGAGCCUUAGCACUUCAAAAUGUCUUUGUUUUUUAUAUUCUCUUUACUAUAUUUAUAUUAAUUCUUACUUCAACUCUUACUUGGGGAGGAAUUUGGGAAUUUAUCAUGUUUGCUUAUUUGAUUCUUUGCCUUAUUAUUAAGUUAGUUAUGAUAGCUUCAGCAAUAAUCUUCUCUAAAUCCGAAAAAUUCCUUGGUAUUCCACCAAUAUCUACUUUUAUUUUAAACAAAGCAAGUGCUAUCUAA